GCUGAGGACGGCCGGGGGGCUCAGCGUCGGGCGCGAGCGAGACGCCCUCGACCUCGCCUCCCUCCCUCUCUCAGAUUCAUUAUUAAACAUGGGUGCGUUUUUGGAUAAACCCAAAACCGAGAAACAUAAUGCUCAUGGUGCUGGGAAUGGUUUACGUUUUGGCCUGAGCAGCAUGCAAGGAUGGAGAGUGGAAAUGGAAGAUGCACACACAGCUGUUGUAGGUAUUCCUCAAGGCUUGGAAGACUGGUCGUUUUUUGCAGUUUAUGAUGGUCAUGCUGGAUCCCGAGUUGCAAAUUACUGCUCAACACAUUUAUUAGAGCACAUCACUAAUAAUGAAGACUUUAGGGCAGCUGGAAAAUCAGGAUCUGCUUUGGAGCCUUCUGUGGAAAAUGUCAAGAAUGGUAUCAGAACUGGCUUUUUGAAAAUUGAUGAAUACAUGCGUAACUUUUCAGACCUCAGAAACGGGAUGGACAGGAGUGGUUCAACUGCAGUGGGAGUUAUGAUUUCUCCCAAACACAUUUACUUUAUCAACUGUGGUGAUUCUCGUGCAGUGCUGUUUAGGAAUGGACAAGUCUGCUUUUCUACCCAGGAUCACAAACCGUGCAAUCCAAGGGAGAAGGAGCGGAUCCAAAAUGCAGGCGGCAGUGUAAUGAUACAACGCGUUAACGGUUCAUUAGCAGUGUCUCGUGCUCUGGGGGACUAUGAUUACAAGUGUGUUGAUGGCAAGGGCCCAACUGAACAACUUGUUUCUCCAGAGCCUGAGGUUUAUGAAGUUUUAAGAGCAGAAGAGGAUGAAUUUAUCAUCUUGGCUUGUGAUGGGAUCUGGGAUGUUAUGAGUAAUGAGGAGCUCUGUGAAUUUGUAAAAUCUAGGCUUGAGGUAUCUGAUGACCUGGAAAAUGUAUGCAAUUGGGUAGUGGACACUUGUUUACAUAAGGGGAGUCGAGAUAACAUGAGUAUUGUGCUAGUUUGCUUUCCAAAUGCCCCUAAGGUCUCAGAUGAAGCAAUGAAAAAAGAUUCAGAGUUGGAUAAGCACCUGGAAUCAAGGGUUGAAGAAAUUAUGGAGAAAACUGGUGAUGAAGGAAUGCCUGAUCUUGCCCACGUCAUGCGUAUCUUAUCUGCAGAAAAUAUUCCACAUUUGCCUCCUGGGGGAGGUCUUGCUGGCAAGCGCAAUGUUAUUGAAGCAGUUUAUAAUAGACUGAAUCCACACAGAGAAAAUGAUGGGGGUGCUGGAGAUCUAGAAGACCCAUGGUAGCCUUAGAAACCUUCUAAAAUGCUUUUGAUUCUGAAAAUUGGGGGAAAAACCUUUAAUUACACUUUUCUUCAAUACAAGGGAAAAAUAUUCUUGUGGAUUCCCAACGUUUUGUGAUAUGAGCAGAAAAUCAUUAGCGUUCCCCAUCAUUCGUUCAUAUUUGUGUUUUCUGAUAAUUGCCACUCGUAGCAUUGCCUGUUCUCUACAGUAUUUCUGCCAACCUCAGGCAUACAGGUUCCAUCUGAUUGAACUUCAGGCCCUAGAAAGUCAUGGCGUUAUUUCACCACAGACCGACAAAUGUGCCUGAGGUGCAUGGGAAUAUAGUUAGCUGUAUUCUGAAGAUACGUUAUUUUAUUUUUUUAAAAAAAAGAAACAAAACUCAACAUAAUAAGCAUGUAAGAGUAAAGAAUUGUAUGAGAUGAUCCUUUCUCAGUUCACCAAGUUGGAAACCUUUUGCAGCUCUGGGGCCUGGAAUUUCAUUUGAGCAAUUUACUAUAGGAUAUAUGUAUUUAUUAUUAAUUGUUAUUUAAUUCUUUCCCCAAUUUUACCUGUAGUACCAACUGGCUUCUCCAAUAAUGUCCACAUUGUACUGUUGCCUUGCUUCAAGCUGCAGGUGUGUUUGGCAAUAAUAAUACACGCCCUUCUGGAUUUUCUGCGUGUGUCCACUCCAUCCUUCAACUUUCUCUAGGAAAUCUUUUAAAACCAAAUGAAUUAAUUUAUGGCUAUUUAUAAUUUGCUUUGACAUCUUACUGCUGCAAAUUUUUUUAAAUGAUGAAAUUUGCCUUUAUAAUGUAAAUUGUGAUCUUUGUUUUACAUGUGGGUUUCUAUAGUUUUAAUUUUUCCAGCUUUUAAGAUACAAACGAGUUUUGUGUAAUUUGGUAUAAUUUUUAAUUGUUUAUGUUAUUUCAAAAGCUCAGAAUAUCAUAUUGAACUUAUAAAUACAAUUUUAAAUGAUCUAUUUUAGAUCAAAGGAAAUAUUGCAGAGAUAUUUUCAUGGGUUCAGUGACCUUUCGUUUUAUAACAUUGGGCACGGUACAGAGUGGCUGUCACAUAGGUACUUGAAGAUUAUUAGUUUCAUUCUCUUUUUACAGUAACCUUGAUUUCUUGAAUCCUCUUGAGUUUUGCAUGUACUAAAUCCAAUUAAUGCUGCACACGAAGAGCCAGCUAUGUAAUGAAAGAAGCUAUUGGAGUAUGACAAACACCCGGUGAAUCCGUUUGUACAUGGUUUACCUGUUGUGGAUGCUUUGUAAACAUCUCCCUCUAUGUUUCAACCGUGUUUCAGCGGAUGUGAUUGCCCUUGUGUGUAGUUAAAACACUGAGUCGUCAUCCGGUCCUGUGUGAAAUGGAAUUCAUGGUAUUUUCUGUAACAUUUUUCUGAAGCUGUUUCUCGAGAACCACACAUUUGAAUAUAGACCGCUUUCCUGGUCAUUUGAUUCAUUGUGUACCUGAUUUUGGGUCUAAAAGGAAUUAUUGCCACAAUAUAUUUUAUUUAUUCUGUAGAUUUUAGCUUUGUAAGUUAAUGUGCUUUACAUGAUGAUGUUAAAAGCUAUUUGUCCCUUUACUGGGUUUAGGGGUUGUUGAAAGAUAGGGAAUGAAGAAUGCAAAAUGGUUUAUUGUUCACACUGUCCACUCUGAUCCAACCCUGUACUGAUAGUAACUUUUCAGUAUGAUAUUGUGAUGUUUCAUACAAUGCCGUGAAGAUAACCAACUUGUUACCCAAAUAAAAAAUUGAGAAAAACAA
Messenger RNA from Echinops telfairi (small Madagascar hedgehog), 2990 nucleotides. RefSeq names its product protein phosphatase, Mg2+/Mn2+ dependent 1B (gene PPM1B). The transcript has 6 exons. Gene Ontology annotation, biological process: negative regulation of canonical NF-kappaB signal transduction; positive regulation of canonical NF-kappaB signal transduction; positive regulation of canonical Wnt signaling pathway. The coding region runs from base 89 to 1252 and encodes 387 amino acids. The record is from RefSeq and is a predicted model, not a curated record. Gene Ontology annotation, molecular function: magnesium ion binding; protein serine/threonine phosphatase activity; manganese ion binding. Lineage: Eukaryota; Metazoa; Chordata; Mammalia; Afrosoricida; Tenrecidae. Gene Ontology annotation, cellular component: nucleus; cytosol.